AGCAAUUGAGGAUGUGACAGGAGUCGGUUUCGAAGCGGGUAAGGAGCUGAGAUUAGGGGCCAAUUCUCACGCGAUUCAUUCGGAACUUGCGACAUCAAUGAUCUUAUUCUGAUCGAGCCAAUCAUAGCUUCUUCUUCGGACGACGUGAGCGUCUAUUUUUGGGGCCUCACAGAGGACUUUACACUUACGAUCUUUUGAAACUGGCUUGAGAGGAGCGGAGGGCGAGGGAGUUCAAGGAUUUGGGGAGCGUUUGAAUGCUGGAAUUCCGGAAUAAACAGGGGACUUGCUUUAGGCAGACGACAAAUUCUGCGAUAGGUAGUCUGCAUUAGGAGCAAGGGCGCGGAAUUGCUAGGGUUUCGAGCGAGUUUCUAGUACGCAAGCUCUUUAUUGAAGCUAGUCAAGUUUUUUCUGUCACUUAGCCUCAGUAUUAAAUCCCACUAGCAAGGACACUCAGGUGCCUACUACCGCACAUCUCAUGACCUACAAACCCAUUUUUUGCGAGAUUUUGGAAAUUCCGCAGUCAUGCAUUUCACCAAGCUGGAUGACUCGCCCAUGUUUAGGAAACAGCUGCAGACCCUUGAGGAAAGUGCGGAGGCAUUGAGGGAGAGGUGUACACGAUUUCACAAGGGGUGCCGCAAAUACACUGAGGGGCUCGAUGAAUCAUAUACUGGUGAUAUUAGCUUCGCAAAUGCAGUGGAGACCUUUGGUGGAGGCCAUGACGAUCCAAUCAGCGUUGCUGUUGGCGGUCCUGUGAUGACAAAAUUCACAAUUGCUUUGAGGGAGAUAGCGACAUAUAAGGAAGUCCUCCGUUCACAGGUGGAGCACAUGCUGGUUGACCGUUUGACACAAUUCGUGAACAUCGAUCUUCAAGAUGUCAAGGAAGUAAGAAAACGAUUUGACAAAGCCAACAUGCACUAUGAUCAGGUGCGAGAGAAGUUCUUGGCCUUGAAGAAGGAUGCUAAGCCAGAAAUAGUGGCGGAGUUUGAGGAGGACUUGCGGAAUGCAAAAUCACAAUUUGAGCAGGCUCGAUUCAAUUUGAUGACAGCACUUACCAAUAGUGAGGCAAAAAAGAAGUUCGAGUUCCUUGAAGCCGUGAGUGGUACAAUGGAUGCACAUCUCAGGUACUUCAAGCAGGGCUAUGAGUUGCUACAUCAAAUGGAACCUUACAUCCAUCAGGUGUUAACAUAUGCUCAACAGUCCAGAGAAAGGGCCAACUACGAGCAAGCAGCACUUGCAGAUCGUAUGCAGGAGUACAGGCAGGAAGUUGAGAGAGAGAGCCAAAGGUCGAUUGAUUUUGACAGCUCUUCUGGAGAUGGUAUUCAAGGUGUUGGCCGCAGUUCACAUAAGAUGAUUGAGGCAGUCAUGCAAUCGACCCCAAAAGGGCAGAUCCAGACUCUUAAGCAGGGAUACCUGUUAAAGCGUUCAACAAAUUUGCGAGGUGACUGGAAGCGGAGGUUUUUUGUGUUGGAUAGCAGAGGAAUGCUGUAUUAUUAUCGGAAACAGUGGGGCAAGCCUACAGACGAGAAAAAUGUAGCACAUCACACUGUGAAUCUGCUGACGUCUACAAUCAAGAUAGACGCAGAACAAUCAGAUCUUCGUUUCUGCUUUCGGAUUAUUUCUCCAGCUAAAAGUUAUACCCUCCAGGCAGAAAAUGCCAUUGACAGAAUGGAUUGGAUGGACAAAAUUACAGGGGUGAUUUCGUCGCUUUUAAACAAUCAAAUAUCUGAGCAGGUUGAUGGCGAAGAUUCAGAUGUAUCAAGAAGUGGCGCUAGUGAUCAAUCUGGGCAUGAAAGACCCCUUGACGUUUUACGCAAGGUGAAAGGAAAUGAUGCUUGUGCCGACUGCGGUGCUGCUGAUCCCGAUUGGGCUUCGCUGAAUCUUGGGAUUCUUCUGUGUAUUGAGUGCUCAGGAGUACACAGAAACAUGAGCGUUCAGAUUUCUAAGGUCCGUUCGUUGACGUUAGAUGUCAAAGUUUGGGAGCCUUCUGUAAUGAGCUAUUUUCAAUCUGUCGGAAACUCCUACGCUAAUUCUAUAUGGGAAGAGCUUUUGAAUCCCAAGUCCUCAGAGGAGUCAAGUGAGAGAAACGUUAAUGACGAGGGACAAUCGGGCGUUUUAAGUGCUAGCAGAGCAAGGCCAAGACCUAGAGACCCCAUACCUAUCAAAGAAAGAUUUAUCAAUGCAAAGUAUGUGGAGAAAAAAUUUGUCCAAAAGUUGAAGGUGGAUUCUCGAGGCCCGUCAGUGACACGGCAGAUCUGGGAUGCUGUCCAGAACAAAAAAGUGCAGCUUGCUCUUCGUCUUCUUAUCACUGCUGAUGCUAACGCCAACACAACCUUCGAGCAAGUAAUGGGUGGUACCGAGUCUUCGUGGUCGUCUCCACUUGCAAGCCUCGCUGGAGCUCUCUUACGAAAGAACUCUCUCAGUGCCUCUCAGAGUGGUCGCAGGAACUGGAGCGUACCUUCACUAUUGUCUUCUCCAGACGAUCCGGGGUCCCGUUCAGGAGCUUUAAGCCCUGUUUCGAGAAGUCCUGAUGCAGCAGGCAGCGGAGGGAUUGAUGAGAAAGAUUUGCGGGGCUGCAGUUUGCUCCAUGUUGCCUGCCAAAUCGGAGAUAUUAGCCUGAUCGAGCUGCUACUUCAAUACGGGGCGCAAAUCAAUUGUGUGGAUACCCUGGGUCGAACUCCUCUUCAUCACUGUGUCUUGUGCGGCAACAAUUCGUGUGCAAAGCUCCUGCUCACAAGAGGGGCGAAGGCGGGUGCCGUAGACAAAGAGGGAAAAACUCCGCUGGAGUGUGCAGUGGAGAAGCUAGGUGCUAUCACGGAUGAAGAAUUGUUCAUAAUGCUUUCUGAAACCAGUAGAUGACACCACAUUUGUGCCUGAGUUGCUUUGUGACGUUGCCAUGUAUUGGAGGGCUAAAGGUGAGGGGAAAGCCAAGCAACAUGUGUUCUUGCAUGAUUGGAACAUUGUAACUAGAAAGGGGAAGCCCCGCGCCGGCAUCGCUCUAAAAAUUCAACGUCAUGGUGGGCGCACCAAUUCAGCUUGCGGUGGUGAGAUAAAAGCUGGUGUCUAAAAAGUGGAAGUCGGAUUCAGAUGUCGGGUGGCUUGUAGCCUCACAGAAUUUCUCACGCACUAGUGUGCGUGCGGUUGUCUGUGUCCGGUUAAUUGUGGUGCCAGAGUCGGUGGUGCCGCCACUGUAGUCAAACAAGAGCAGGAACGCACAAUCGUUUGUAGGCAACGGCGGCAUGUUUUAACUCCUAAAACACCGCUGUGUAGCCUUUCAAACCUCUUGCAUGUACAAUUAGUGAGGGAAACGAAGGAAUUUGACAUUUCUGAA
This is a messenger RNA of Physcomitrium patens, 3328 nucleotides long. Lineage: Eukaryota; Viridiplantae; Streptophyta; Bryopsida; Funariales; Funariaceae. The record is from RefSeq and is a predicted model, not a curated record.